CCAUUACAGAUUUACAUAAUCACAAUAUCCCAAAAGCUUUCUCUCUCUAAAAUCCCAGGGCAGCAAUGGCGGACGAGAACUACGAAACGUCGAGGUUUAGUUUAUUACCAGAGGGAUGCAUAGCAAACAUCGUGUCCUUCACGUCACCCAAAGACGCGUGCAGGGCGGCGGCCGUUUCUUUGCUGGUCAAAUCCGCCGCCGAAUCCGACACCGUCUGGGAGCGGUUUCUGCCGCCGGAUUACGGCGAGAUCGUUUCGGGGUCGAAUUCUCCGGUGGCGGCGUAUUCCACCAAAAAGGAACUAUAUUUCUUGCUUUGUGACUCUCCUCUGCUUCUUGAUGGUGGCAAAAUGAGUUUCAGACUGGAUAAAUCAACAGGAAAGAAGUGUUAUAUGAUGUGUUCAAGAGAACUCCAAAUAACAUGGGCAGACAAUUCCAUGUACUGGACAUGGACAUCUUUACCAGAUUCAAGAUUUGCUGAGGUGGCUGAACUACAAAGUGUAUGUUGGCUUGAAAUCCGCGCAAUAUUUAAAGUGCAAAUGCUAUCGCCUGGCACAGUCUACGAAGCAUAUCUAGUGUUCAAACUGAAUGAGGAACACGAUGGGUUUGAUUGUUCCUCAGAGGCAUCAAUUAAGUUGGUAAGAGAAAACGGAACCGAGAUUGGAAAUGAGAUGACAAGCUCGAUUUUCAUAGUACCACCAACUCAAAGACGUUUAAUAUGGCGAAGAAGAAGAAGGAGAAGUUUGCCCGGUCAAAUAAAUGCCGAUAAUCGAAUUUCAUGCAUUAGAAGAGAUGGUUGGUUUGAAAUUGAGUUGGGAAAUUUUUUCAUUGGUGAAGGAGAUCAAUUUGAUGCCCAAAUUGAAUUUCUUGAAAUUGAACAUCAUAAUUGGAAGAGAGGUCUAAUUGUCGAAGGGAUCGAGUUAAGGCCCAAACACUUUUGAUUCUAUGCUACACGGUGAAGUCUGCAUUCGGUAGAUCUGCACUGUUCAUCUGUACACACCAACGUGGGUGUUUAUGUUAUUUGUGUGUGAAUAAAUGAUAGAGAUUUACCCGAUAUAUUUCGCCUAGUCUAGUAUGGAAUAAAAGAGAAUUGACUUGCAAAAUUUUGUUGUUGUUUUAAAAUUUGAAGUGAAUUUGUUGUGUGUUUUUGUUAU
This is a messenger RNA of Erythranthe guttata (spotted monkey flower), 1151 nucleotides long. Its product is annotated as putative F-box protein PP2-B12. Gene Ontology annotation, molecular function: protein binding. The record is from RefSeq and is a predicted model, not a curated record. NCBI's taxonomy places the organism in Eukaryota, Viridiplantae, Streptophyta, Magnoliopsida, Lamiales, Phrymaceae.